Molecule: messenger RNA, 1248 nt
Organism: Coniophora puteana RWD-64-598 SS2
Lineage: Eukaryota; Fungi; Basidiomycota; Agaricomycetes; Boletales; Coniophoraceae
Exons: 6
Coding region: 1-1248 (415 amino acids)
Source: RefSeq, a predicted model, not a curated record
AUGCUCGAUAGGAAACCCUACCACGGAUUCUCGCGCAAGCUUGUGCUGGCAUUUGACGUUGGCACGACCUUUAGCGGGGUGUCCUACUGUAUCUUGGAUCCAGGAUACGUCCCAAAAACGCAAGGGGUAUCAAAGUAUCCUGGGCAGGUCGUAGGAGACGCGAAGAUCCCUUCCAUUCUCUACUACGACAAGAACCGCAAGGUUUGUGCGAUUGGCUCCGAGGCUGAUCAAGAGCAAGUUGAAGAGAAAGCUGAGGACGAGGGAUGGACCAAAGCUGAGUGGUGGAAAAUGCACCUCCGGCCCAAGCACCUCUCCUCUGCCCACAUAAAAGAAAACGACAUCCUGCCUCUGCCCAAUGGAGUUAACGCCGUGCAGAUUCUCGCCGACUUUAUGGCAUACCUUUUCCGCUGCGCUAAGGCAUACAUCAGAGAACACGAAGCCGACGGCGCGAGCAUCCUCACCUCUGUCGCGGAUCGCAUCGACUUCGUGCUCUCGCACCCAAACGGGUGGGAGGGCCCGCAGCAGGCGCAGAUCCGCCGUGCGGCGGUGCUAGCAGGCCUGAUCCCAGACUCGGCAGAGGGCCAUAAACGUAUCACGUUCGUUACGGAGGGUGAGGCGAGUCUCCAUUACUGUAUAUCGAGCAUGCUUGCUUCGGAUGCGUUGUCCAAGGUUGUCAUAGAGAAGUCCGAUGCGAACGACGAGGAGGAUGCUGAGGACGAUAACAAAAAAGGCGUUAUCAUUGUCGAUGCGGGGGGCGGGACAAUCGACCUCAGUGCCUAUUCAAUGCACCCGGGAACACAGUCUGGCAAAGCGUUGUCGUUCGAGGAGAUUGCGCCAGCAGAAUACAAACUCAAGGGGUCGCGCUUCGAAGCCAAUACCUAUAUCAAACAAAUGACGCAUGUAUUCGACAAGACGACUAAGCAUGUAUUCAGGGACGCUAGUGAACCAUGCUACCUUAAAUUCGCUAGACCCAGGAUCAAGGAUCUCGAGCACGGUAUACGUGGAGGCCAACUCAUGCUCGACGGGAAUGAUUUGGCACCACUUUUUGAUCCUGCCGUAGAAUCAAUCGUCGAGGCCAUCGAGCAGCAAAAACUUGCUUCUUCAAAGCACAUUGCUUUCAUCUUCCUUGUAGGCGGCUUUGCCGCCAACAAUUACCUAUUCAAGCAGUUGCAAGGUUUCCUCGCACCGACUGGUGUCUGCCUGAGCCGACCAGACCCGCACCUGUACAUGUAUUUCUUGGCUAAUUGA